This is a messenger RNA of Diospyros lotus (date-plum), 1794 nucleotides long. Its product is annotated as beta-glucosidase 12-like. Lineage: Eukaryota; Viridiplantae; Streptophyta; Magnoliopsida; Ericales; Ebenaceae. The transcript has 13 exons. The coding region runs from base 48 to 1568 and encodes 506 amino acids. The record is from RefSeq and is a predicted model, not a curated record. Gene Ontology annotation, biological process: carbohydrate metabolic process. Gene Ontology annotation, molecular function: beta-glucosidase activity.
AAGAAGCAGCUUCAAGGUUCCAACCACAGGGAGUAUACUCAUCUGCAAUGGCAACCCACCUGAGCUGGUUUCUGCUUGGCCUCCUCGUCCUGGCUGCGGCCAACGCCGAGUAUCUCGUCUCCGACAAGUUCAACCGCUCCAGCUUUCCCGAAGGGUUUCUGUUCGGAGCAUCAUCGUCUGCUUAUCAAUACGAGGGCUCACCAGGCACGCGAGGAGACACCAUAUGGGAAGCUUUUGUUCGCGACUCUCCAUAUAAAAUAGCGGAUCGUAGCAAUGCGAAUGUGACUGACGACUUCCUUAAACACUACAAGGAGGAUGUGAAACUAAUGAAAGACAUUGGGAUGAAUGUUUUCAGAUUUUCCAUUUCUUGGGCGAGAGUAUUACCCAGUGGUAGGGUAAGUGGAGGAGUGAACAAGACAGGAGUUGACUUCUAUAAGAGUCUCAUCGAUGAGCUUCUUGCAAAUGGUAUUCAACCUUUUGUCACACUUUUUCAUUUUGACCUUCCUCAAGCCUUAGAAGAAGAAUAUGAAGGCUUUUUGAACCACAACAUUACGGAUGACUUCAAGGACUAUGCAGAAUUUUGUUUCAAGGAAUUUGGGGGUAAGGUCAAGCAUUGGAUAACCUUUAACGAGCCAUAUGUUUACAUUUUGAUGGGUUAUGACUUGGGUGCCAUGGCACCGGGACGAUGUUCUGCAUGGAGAAUUAACAAUUGCCCAGAUGGGAAUUCUUCAACAGAACCUUACAUAGUUGGUCAUAAUAUGCUUAUUGCUCAUGCAAAAGCAGCCAAAGUGUACAUGGAGAAAUACCAAGAGUCCCAAAAAGGAGAAAUAGGAAUAACUUUGAAUGCCGGUUGGAUGUAUCCUUACUCUAAAAAGUUGGUAGACGAAAAAGCAGCCAAUCGUGCACUUGACUUUAUGUAUGGAUGGUUUAUUCAUCCAUUGGUUUACGGCGACUAUCCGCGAAUCAUGAAAGAUCUUGUGCGACAUAGGUUACCAAAAUUCAAUGAUUCAGAAGCUAUGCUGUUGAUAGGGUCUUACGACUUCAUUGCCCUAAACUAUUAUAGCUCAAACUAUGCGGUUCAUGUGCCCCGUCAUGAUAAACCUGCCCAUCUCAGCUUUUCAACUGAUGAUUUGGCUAUUUUGACAAGUGAGAAAGAUGGAAAGCCUAUUGGUAAACCGCUUGGAAAUACGUAUAAUGUACCAGAAGGACUUAAAAAAAUAUUGAAUUAUACUAAAAACCAUUACAAGAGUCCGAGAAUGUACAUUACAGAAAAUGGAUUAGGUGAUAGUAACGAAAUAAUUGAAGAAGAGACCAAGAAUACAGAAAAGACCUGUAUCAAGGAUCCAGAAAGGAUAGAGUACUACCAUGCCCAUCUUUUGGCUCUCAAGGAGGCUAUUGAUGAUGGUGUUGAUGUGAAGGGUUUCAUGGCUUGGUCUCUUCUUGACAAUUGGGAAUGGAGUUCUGGUUUCACUCUCAGAUAUGGUCUCAUUUAUGUAGAUUAUCAAAAUGGAGUUAAAAGAUGCCUGAAAAAGUCUGCAGCUUGGUACAAGAAAUUCCUACUUCAUUAAUAAGUUGAAUGAUUAAAAGACCUGAAGUGAUUUCAUUUGGUGUUGGUUAGUUUUGUCAUGUUAUCAAUAAGUUGAAGAUCAGUGUGUUCUUAUAAAUCUUCACUCUAAUAUUGAGUUGUAUUAAUAAAUUUUUAUAAUGUAAUUGUGUGAGCAAUUCUCUUCUCAUGUAUUAUGUUUGUGUUGUCCUUGAAGGUUAAGCAAUAAUAAUUUUGGCCUUGAUCUAUAA